CGGACGUUGUGUUCCGAUCGAACUGGCUAUGUCGCUGCGCAACUUCGGCCGCAGCUGACUGUAGAAUACGAACUUGAGUUUUUGACCAGGGCAUCACUGUUCGCGUACCAACGUCAAUCUUAUACAAAAGCGCGAGGCAUGCCGUCCAAACGCCUUUGGGUUGUUAAUUCGCGACCAACUGUCUGCGACGACGCGACUUGGGAGAAGUGGUACACCACGGGGCAUCUGCCGGACAUGGUGAACCACAACGUGUCGACACGGGCAGCGUUCUACCGAGAGACGUACGACCUGCCGUCGCUGCAUGGCGCAAAUGAGCACAAGGUCUAUCCGAGGAAGUACCUGGCUGUGUACCAGACCGAACUCGAGGACCUGCUGGGCAGUGAGGAGUACAAGGGAGCGGUCCUCGACAACGGAGACUUUGAUGAGAGACAGUACGACCUGAUAUCAGAGUACGAUCCCAACAGCCUCGGCGAGACUCCGCCUCCAUACAUCCUCUACGUCGAGCUCGAGCACGACAACGGCGCUGAGCUGACUCAAUUCUGCGACUCAGAGCACUUCCCGCUUCUGGGAAAGGUGCCGGGCUACCGGCGGGGACUGCGAUACGGGCUCGGCCCGCGUACGGCGCGCACCCAGGGCGUGCCCGCGCGGUUCUUCACGGUGCUCGAGUUCGAGCGUGAGCACGGGCUCGAAGGAACCGAUGAGAUCAGAGCCGUCACCCAGACACCGUGGGCUCGGAAGGUAAUGACGGACGUCAAGUUUUCCGUCAUCAGGACGUUUGAGCUGAAGAAGAAGAAGAAGAAGAAGAAGAAGAUGAAGAAGAAGAAGAAGAAGAAGAAGAAGAUGAAGAAGAAGAAGAAGAAGAAGAAGAAGAAGAAGAAGAAGAAGAAGAAGGAUGUAGUAUUGACAAAGUUAAAGCCGGGGUGUGCGGGAAGAACGAAAGGGGAACAAUUGAUAGCCAAGUAA
Molecule: messenger RNA, 963 nt
Organism: Verruconis gallopava
Lineage: Eukaryota; Fungi; Ascomycota; Dothideomycetes; Venturiales; Sympoventuriaceae
Exons: 4
Coding region: 139-963 (274 amino acids)
Source: RefSeq, a predicted model, not a curated record